ACCAUUGACAAUUGAACGUUCGCUUGUAAAGAUGAAGGUGUACUGCGUGGUAUUGUUUGUUGCGGCGGCUGCGGCUCUGCCGAUGGCUAAGGAGGAUGGGGUCAUGGAGAAAUUCAUCUCAACGUUACGGGAUUGCGUGGAAACCGACACCAUGUUGUGUUUGAAGGAAAAGGCUAUGAAGUUUACUGAGAACUUGGCAGUGGCGAAGGACUUCAGCGUGGUUGAUGGCAUCUCUUUCUCGAGAACUGGGUCACCAAGAUCUGCUAGGAGUUACGAACCCUUGCCCGAAGAACCAAAAGCAAGAGAACUGCUAGUUGAGGAGAGAAUUAUGGACAAUGUAGUGGAUUUCCUGGACAACCACGCUCUGCAACUCAGGAUGCCUAAAGCCUUCACUGAAGACAAUUCUGUUGACGAAGAAGGCCGUGGCAAGAAGAAGAAGAAGCUAAAGAAGCUCCUCCCAAUCCUCGCUCUCAUCAAGCUGAAGUUGACUGCCCUCAUUCCUCUGUUCCUUGGUAUCAUUGCUUUCGCAGUCUUCAAGGCUUAUCUCCUAGGAAAGAUCGCUUUCAUCGCAGCCGCUUUCGGAGCUCUGAAAAAACUCCUUGAAUCAAAGUCUAAGAGCGGCGGUGGCGGAUGGGCGGAACCAGCUCAUGAAGAACAUGGCUGGGAAAGCCAAGGUGGUGGAGGCUGGGGAAGAUCCCAGGAUGCCCAGAACAUGGCUUACGGCGCCCAUGUCAAGCAGGCGUAAUCAGAACUUCUUGCUGAAGUAUUUAGGAUAAUAAAUUAACUAAUUUAUUGAUUACCAGCUAAGGUUCAUAUUUAUUCUCUCUGGCGACCACCGUUUAUAUCGUGAAUGCGUGUAUUUUCUUCCUUUUUCAUUAACACUUUAAGUUCACGGCUGAUUAUCAUUUUUUUAUUUUUUCAUUUUUGUAUAUAUUCUUAUAUCGUAGUAUAAUUACGUAUAAGUAUCGAUAUUUACAUGUAUAUUAUAAUGUAUAUAUUUAUUUUUAAUGUAUAAUAUGUAUAUUCGUAAUUCUGUCAAUAUUCUUAUCAUAGAAUAUGUAAUGGAAACUGGUGUUUAUUACCAAAUAUUUUAGUUUUUUGUUCCAAAGAUACUUUUAUUUUUUGUUUUUUAAGUUUAUAUUAUCAUUUUGUCUUUGUAUAUAAUUAUCAAGUUGUGAGUGCGAGUCAAACGAGUCAUAUUUAUCACCGAUAUUUAUUUUUGGCUUCAAACAUUCUUAGUUUUGAAGUUUCACGAUCGAUUCAUGUAAAAAUAAAGCGUCGUUUACAAUA
Danaus plexippus (monarch butterfly) is the source of this 1290-nucleotide messenger RNA. RefSeq lists its product as uncharacterized. The record is from RefSeq and is a predicted model, not a curated record. Bases 32 to 745 code for a protein of 237 amino acids. The transcript is spliced from 3 exons. Lineage: Eukaryota; Metazoa; Arthropoda; Insecta; Lepidoptera; Nymphalidae.